Molecule: messenger RNA, 2556 nt
Organism: Chlamydomonas reinhardtii
Lineage: Eukaryota; Viridiplantae; Chlorophyta; Chlorophyceae; Chlamydomonadales; Chlamydomonadaceae
Exons: 4
Coding region: 227-535 (102 amino acids)
Source: RefSeq, a predicted model, not a curated record
CCGGACAAGUGCCGUACCCUACCGGACAAUGCCUGAAAUCUACCGGACAAUAGUCCCCGGCGCCCCUUACCGGACAUUUGCAGGCCGCGAUUUGCCAAAUCUUACCGGACACCAUGCACACCAGUGAAAAGCCGGUUCAACAGCACCAGCAUGCUCAGUUUAUGUACUGUAUUGAUUAGUUGUGUGUUAUUACCAAAGCGACAAGAUCCUUGCACAGGGCAGAGCCAUGUCCGAGUCCUACUACUAUGCUGGCAGAGACAGCUUCCACACGUCUGGCGGUGGCUCCAUUGAGUUUGCCGAUAGCAAGGGCAACGUGGUGAACAUGAACGACCACAGCCAUCUGAGCGGCAGGCACAUGCAUCUUAUCCGGCUGUCGCCGGCCCAGUUUGAUGCCAACCCCCAGUCGCUCACCCCGGCGGGCAAGCCGUUUGUGCGCCUGCUGAAAGCCAUGACUAAAUUGCCCACGGUGACUCUUGUGGCGCCGCCCGAGCCGGGCGCGUGGGUGAACAAGCUGGGAGGGCAAGACACCGGCUAGCUUUGGCUGCACAGAGAAGCAGCUGGAGAACGCCAAGAAGUAGGGGAAGUAGAGGGAUAGUGCUUGGACAGUAAACUACAUUGCAGGAUGCCCUUGGUCUGUUGGGCAGUAGCAUGGCGUGCAUGGCGUGCGGGAUAGGUGCACCAAAGCAAGUAGUACGACUGGCGGCGGGGGGCAGUGGGCGGUGAAUGUUGUUGAGUCCUUGCAAGCACUUGUUGGUCGUGAAGCUGGCUUACAUGCGUGUCAAGGUGUGCCAAAGAGUCAUGUUGGUGCUGCAAUUUAUACGGCAGCCGGGUGCCGGGGGGUGGGGCGGCAACCGGGAGCCGGGGGCUGGGGCGGCAGCUGGGCGGGGGCUGGGGCGGCAGCUGGGCGGGCCUGGGCGGCAGCUGGGCGGGCCUGGGCGGCAGCUGGGCGGGCCUGGGCGGCAGCUGGGCGGGGCCUGGUUAGUGCGUGCGCUAUGCGUGUGUCCUGCGGCCUAGACGUUUCCCGGCACUUCUGUACCUAGGCUUGUGGCGAUAAGGCACAGCGGUGGGGCUCUGGCGGGUUGAGGCCUGGCUAGGACUCACAGUGCGCGGAGUCACACAGACUUUGUCCACAGGAGGGUUUGCAGCAAAGUCGGGGUUGGUGGAGUCAAGUUGGGCCCUGAUAGCAUGUGAUUAAUGUGAUGGCUCGGCGUCUUCGGGUGCUGGGACUGUCCCCUCUGUAACUUCCGCAUUCUUAUACAUGCCCGCAUACGACAUAACCAGCGCCCAACACUUAAACCAACACAGCAACGCUGCGCAAUGCCCAGCUGUGCGUGUCUCCAAGCGGGCAGCCCAGCAGGGCGUGUCCUGUGUGCGUGUGCUGUGGGGAAGUAUGUUUCGGGGCAUGGCCUGCUUGUGUGGCCCCAUCUGAGCAGCAGGCACAUGCAUCUUAUCCAUGCCCGCAUCCGACAUAACCAGCGCCCAACACUUGAACCAACGCUGCACAAUGCCCAGCUGUGCGUGUCUCCAAGCGGGCAGCCCAGGGGGGCGUGUCCUGUGUGCGUGUGCUGUGGGGAAGUGUGUUUCCGGGCAUGGCCUGCUUGUGUGGCCCCAUCUGAGCAGCAGGCACAUGCAUCUUAUCCAUGCCCGCAUCCGACAUAACUGCAUACAUUGGAUUAUGUGUCCUAGCAAUGGCAUUACCAGAUCUGGGAAGGGAGCUGGCUGGCAUGCGCAAUGGGGCAGCACUGCUGCAUGAGAGACCCUACAUUCAGCUUCUCAACUUGUUAGUAUGACUCUCUCAUAAGACUCAUACUUUACGCUACAGAUUUAAUACUUACAAGUUGUUAAAUGUAUCGCUGAGCUGUUACAGCCUAUCACCGCCGUUGCAAGCGAUAUCGGCAUGCAGUGUUCCACGUUCACAAACCCUUUAUGAUACUGCACGAUGCUAUUUCAUAGCAACUAUGUUAGACACAAGGUUGCGAGCAUGCUUGAGGGGUUGGCGGAGGUGCUACAAACUUGGUCAAAGUGGAGGCCUUUAUCGCUGACCAUCGCCGACCUGCACAAGAUUCAAGGCCAAACAGGCUCACAGCCCGAUAAUGUAACGUUCUGACUGAGAACUCGCAUUGUAUCAGCUCAAAGCUCAAAGCGUCUACGUGUUUUGCUGUCACGGUCAACAACCAUGCGUUUGCCCUGCCUGCGCUUUCGCACGGGGUCCUAAUAGUUUCAAUCGCUUAUGCAUGGAAAUAUCUGCUUACAAUUCCCCGGCCGCCAUAUCCUCAUGUCAACCUUGGUCUGCGCGCUAGGCAUCGGUGCAUGUGCUGCAUGUCACCAUGCCUGUUGCAACGCUGGUGGUGCUGUGUGUGCAGGUGAUAUGUGCGCAAGCAUGGAGGCGCAUGGGGCCAAAGGAGCGCGACGAGGUAGCCAAAGGGACCCAGGAGCAAGCAAAAAGGGUAUGUGAACAGGGUUGAACAAGGGCAGGGGAGCCGCUGCUACAUGACAAGGGAAUGACUAGAAUGACAGGACAUGCAACGGUGUCUGUAGACACCACAAAAGACGGUG